AGGGCGGCAGUGGGGGGGCGUGUGGGGACGCUGGUGGCGGGGGGGUCCCGAUGGAGCCCACGCCCCCCCCCCGGCUGCAGCGGGGGCAGCUGCAGUGCAAGAACCUGCACGAGUUCCUGCGGGGGCUGAGCCCCCCCGUCCUCGACCGCCUCUACGGGCACCCCGCCACCUGCCUGGCCGUCUUCCGGGAGCUGCCGGGGCUGGCGCAGGCGGGGGUGAUGCGGAUGCUGUUCCUGGAGCAGCCCCUGCCGCAGGCGGCCGUCGCCCUCUGGGUCAAGAAGGAGCACAGCAAGGAGCAGGCGGAGAGCCGGGAGGUGCUGCUGGCGCUGCGGCUGUGGCACCCCCACACCCUGCCGGGGGGGCUGCCGGGGGUCGCUCUGCACCCCAACUUCCGCCAGAACCUGCGGGUCGCCCUGCUGGGGGGGGGCCAGGCGUGGUCGGACGACACGAGCCAGCUGGGGCCGGACAAGCACGCCCGCGACGUGCCGGCGCUGGACAGGUACGCCGAGGAGCGCUGGGAGGUGAUUCUGCAUUUCAUGGUGGGGUCGCCCAGCGCCGCCGUCAGCCAGGAUCUGGCCCAGCUCCUCGUCCAGGCUGGGCUCAUGAAGAGCGAGGGGGGGGAGGCGCCGUGCAUCACGUCGGCCGGGUUCCAGUUCCUGCUGCUCGACACCCCCGCCCAGCUCUGGUACUUCGUGCUGCAGUACCUGCGGGGGGCAGAGGCUCGGGGCAUGGACCUGGUGGAGAUCCUGUCCUUCCUCUUCCAGCUCAGCUUCUCCACCCUCGGCAAGGAUUACUCGGUGGAGGGCAUGAGCGAGUCCCUGCUGACGUUCCUGCAGCACCUGCGCGAGUUCGGGCUGGUCUUCCAGAGAAAGCGCAAGUCCCGCCGGUUCUACCCCACGCGCCUGGCCAUCGCGCUGGCCUCGGGGACAUCAGGGGCCCCCCCCGAGCCCGACGCUCACGGCUUCGUCCUGGUGGAGACCAACUACCGCAUCUACGCCUACACAGACUCGGAGCUGCAGGUCGCCCUCAUCGCGCUCUUCUCGGAGCUGCUCUACCGCUUCCCCAACCUGGUGGUGGCCCAGGUGACCAGGGACAGCGUGCAGGCUGCCAUCGCCAACGGCAUCACCGCCCAGCAGGGGGGGGCCAGGCCCAGUGAAUCAGCGGCGCCUGGGGGCCUGGACGCCUGGAUCCUGCCCGGCUGCUGCCAGACACCGUGCAGGCAGCGGGCAGGCAGCGGGCAGGCAGCGGGCAGGCAGCGGCGGCAGCACCCACCCAGGGACCCCUCGGCGCUGGGGGGGGCCAUGGGGCAGAGGCAGGCGGCUGCGGCCCUCGGCGGGGACGGGGACAAGGGGGGACCCUCCCCGGGGGGGGGGCAGGACCCGUCCCCCCUGGAGCGGGGGCUCCACGCCGUGGUGGGCACCUUCUACCAGUACGCCCGGGCCGGGGGCGGGGGGGGACAGGAGCCCAGCCUGGACCCCCCCGGCUUCCAGCGCCUGCUGCGCCACGAGCUGAGCCACCAGCUCACCGACACGGGGCAGCCCCAGGCCGUGGCCGCCAUCUUUGCGCUGCUGGACGCCGACGGGGACCGACGCGUCACCUUCGCCGAGUACUGGCAGCUGGUGGCCUGGCUCUGCCACGUCCUGCGGCACCGGCACUACGGUGCCGCGCCGCCCCCGCCGCCCCCCAACCUCUACAGGGACCCCGAGGGCACCGACGGCCCCCGCCCGGCCCCCGACGCUGCCCCGCUGUCCCCAGCCCACGGGGACGGUCACCAGUGACACCCCCCUCUGCCCCGGGCCGCGUGGGGAGAGGGACGGGGAUGUCCCCAGGGUGAGUGGGCCCUGGGCGCGGGGUUGGCGGGUGCCCCGAUUCCUGAGGGUUUAGCCCCAAAAUCGCCCCUGGUAGCGGGGCGAGGGGGCGGGGGGCUGGGAUCGUCCCCCCCAGCCCCACGUUCGCUGGAGACGGGGUGAAUCAGGCCCCACGGGGACGGCCCCGGCCCUGGGGGUGCUGGGG
This is a messenger RNA of Grus americana (Whooping crane), 2013 nucleotides long. It is a transcript of the gene GTF2H4, whose product is annotated as general transcription factor IIH subunit 4. Bases 51 to 1778 code for a protein of 575 amino acids. Gene Ontology annotation, molecular function: ATPase activator activity; transition metal ion binding; double-stranded DNA binding. The transcript is spliced from 15 exons. Lineage: Eukaryota; Metazoa; Chordata; Aves; Gruiformes; Gruidae. Gene Ontology annotation, biological process: nucleotide-excision repair. The record is from RefSeq and is a predicted model, not a curated record. Gene Ontology annotation, cellular component: transcription factor TFIIH holo complex; transcription factor TFIIH core complex.